Messenger RNA from Anolis carolinensis (green anole), 11567 nucleotides. RefSeq names its product zinc finger protein 14. The record is from RefSeq and is a predicted model, not a curated record. The transcript is spliced from 5 exons. Gene Ontology annotation, biological process: regulation of transcription by RNA polymerase II. NCBI's taxonomy places the organism in Eukaryota, Metazoa, Chordata, Lepidosauria, Squamata, Anolidae. Bases 2248 to 5169 code for a protein of 973 amino acids. Gene Ontology annotation, molecular function: RNA polymerase II cis-regulatory region sequence-specific DNA binding; DNA-binding transcription factor activity, RNA polymerase II-specific.
AUAUAUAUAUACACACAUACUAGCUGUGCCUGGCCACGCGUUGCUGUGGCUUAUGCUUUCAGAGUGUUGCUCUUUAUUUACUGUCCUGAUUUUAGAGAUUAUAUUGUUCUGUAUUAUUAUUAAUCGCUUUGAAUGCGAUUUCCUGCUUCUUGGCAGAAUGGGGUUGGACUGGAUGGCCCAUGAGGUCUCUUCCAACUCUACUAUUCUAUGAUUCUAUAUCACAGUAAUUAUUACAUAUUAUAUUUAUAAUCUUAUAUUAUCUGCUUAGAACUGGAUUAUAUGAGGCCCCUUCUUCACAGCUGUAUAAAAUGCACACUGAAGUGGAUUAUAUGGCAGUGUGGAGUCCAGAUAAUCCAGUGCAAAGCAGAUAAUAUAAGAUUAUAAAUGGGUUAUAUAGCUGUGUGGAAGGGCCUUGAGUCUACACUGCCAUAUAAUCCAGUGCAAAUUAGAUAAUCUGUGAAACAGGCCGAGGCCUAAGUCUGCCUGUCCCCUGGGCUGAGUUGGUUGCUAGGAGACCAAGUGGGCAGAGAUUAGUCCUCUAACUGGAAGCAAUUGGAUAAAAACAAUUAUUGCUCUCCCUCUAAUUAGGACUUUAUUUUUCAUUUCUUUUUGUUGUGUCAACCUAGAGGCAUGGAUGAUGGGUUGUGUUGUCAAAUUUCGAGGUUGGGGGGCCUGUAGUUUUGUUGUUUUGUUGGUCACCAUGAUGCCAUCACUCAUUUAUAUAUAUAGAUAUAUAUAUCACAUAUUAAAAUAUAUUUCUACCAAAUACAUAUAUCAAAAUACACAUUAUAUGUGUGUGUGUGUGUGUGUUAAAAUAGGCCCUUGAGAUACUUCAUAAAGAUCUUUAAAUGCAUAACUUCCCUGGUCAAAACAGCAUCCCUAUUGGACAGGCCAAACUCUCCUCGUCAAGCACAGCUUUGGCUUUGAAGGAGUUAAAGUGAUAGGGCUCACAUCCUAGAGCGGCUCGAAGCAGACAACAAGUGGAGGCGCCACACAGAAAACAUUCCCUUUCGGUGUCCCUCCAUCUCGGCCUCGGCUAGAAAACAAGAACUUGGGCUUCUGAACUGAGGGCAUCCCACGUUCCUGGGGAUUGCAGGAAGCCUGAAUGCAGAGGAUCGCCCAACAUGAGCGAGUUCAAUGAGUUUUCCGGAGGGAAAGGAGGUAAAUAGAGCUGAAAUGGGUUCUCUCCAUUAUCAGUGCACAGUAAGUAAGUAAGUGGCAUUGCUAUCAGGAGGAUAGUGAUGGGAGAUGGUAGAAACACAACCUUUUGGUGCUGGGCUGCAGCAAGAUGCCAGCAGUAAACAAUGCAAUGAAGCUCAGAGUAUUAAAAAUGGGAUGCUCUUCCAAUCAAUCUUAUUGUAGCACCGUGUACUUGUUAACAUCAGCCAUAGUGAAGAGCAGCUGCCCCUAGAAGGCCUACUGCCUCAAGGCCUACUGUGUUAACUGAGAUAUGUCUGUAUAUUACUUUCAGAGGAAGCAUGCUCAUGAGUUAUGAAUUCCUGGCGAAUAUGAACAGAAAGAUGCUAUUGCCUUUAUGUUUGGCUUGUGGAUCAUAGACACAUAGAGAGUUGGAAGAGACCACAGGGCUAUCCAGUCUAUCUCAAUUUUUCCAUAAAGGAAGACGCCAUCCAAGCACUCCCGAAAGAUGGCCUUCCAGACUGCUUAAAAAUCUCCAGAGAAAGAGACUUUCCAGGAUACAACUUGUUGAUUGCAGUGGGAACAGAAUCCUGGAAUAGUUAGGUUUUUGGUCUAUGCACUGAAGUUCUUACAAUUUACUGACGACUAAAGGAAGCUGAGGGUACUUGAAAACGUGAGUGCUGUAUAUGAAUACUGCUGUACGUGAAUGUAUAGAAUAAAAUACUAACUUUCUCAUACAAUUAAAUAAUUCUAGAGGUUUGAGCCUUUGGCCUCCCUUACCUUCUUUUCACUAUGUGUCAUUUUUUCUUCUUAGCAAGAUUUCCUCUUAACCCUCAAUCACAUUUUGGGAGAAUGAUGGGAUAUACAUGAGAGGAAGGAAGAAACAAAUGAACAACAAACACCAGACAUAUCAUCCUAAAGUAUGGUUGGCCUCCAUCAGUAACUGCAAGGCCUUACAAGGGCUGGAUGAUAUCUGAACUGUUUUUUAAUGAACCUGUUGGACUGAUCAGACUUGAAGGACAAAGCAGCUGUACUGAGGCAUUCUUCAAGGGGUGCAACUAAAAGAGGGAGAACAAAUAAAUACAAGGAUCCUGGUUUCUGUGAUAGGAAAUGGAUGACCCUCAGGAGACAGGGGUUACUGUUUUUCUGCUUCCAGAAAUAAAAAUGGAAGAGCAGGAUUCAGUAGGCCUUGAGGCAGAAGAUGAGAAUGCAAGUGAAGAGCAUCGGGGAAGCAGAGAAGAAGAUCCUCAAAGGAUAAAACAGGAACCAGUAGAAGAGCCGUCAAAGAACUGGGAUGCGCAGUUGGAAGAGUUUCUUAGGACACUGCAGCCGGUUUGUUCAGAAGAGGAAACCCCACAAACCUCUGAGGUGGAACAACAAAGGGAUCCUAAAACAUCGGAAGUGCCCUCCCAGGGAGAGACAAAACCCAACAAGCAGGCUAGCAAGUUGUGUGUUUCCCCAAGAACUCAGCCACAUCUUGUUGAGGGAACCCAGUUGGUAUUCGGGGCCCACCUGGAUGCUGAUAGCUAUGGGAAGAAAAGGGAGAAAGCCUUAGCUGGAGAUGCUGCCAGGUUGGAGAUGCGGCGCCAGCAUUUUCGGACCUUGCGUUACCAAGAGGCUGAUGGGCCUCGGGAGCUUUGCAAGCAGCUCCAGCAGCAGUGUCGGAAGUGGCUGAACCCAGACAGAAACACCAAGGAGCGGAUGCUGGAGCUGGUGACCUUGGAACAUUUUCUGGCUAUGGUCCCAGCAGAGAUGCUGGGCUACCUCUGGGACAAUGGCCCCGUGACAUGUGCCAAGGCUGUGGCCCUGGCAGAAGAUUUCCUGCAGAGUCAGCAAAGAGACAGAGACUUGGAAGAGCAGGAAAUGCAGGAGCUUUCAGACACGGAAGAUAGGCAUGAAACCAAACAGAAAGAUAAAGCCAGUGCAAACCUAUUGGAAAUCGGUGAGUGGCUGAAAGACAGGAAGGAAGAAAAUCCGUUCCUGGAUAGACCUGAGAAAAUGUCAGCAUUCCUGAAAACAGAAAAUGAUAACCAUUUUCUGUGUCAGGGAGAAUCUGAGAAAGGUCAACAGAAGACAGACGGGCAGAAUGGGAAUGCCACAGAGGAGAAAAGGGAUCUGUAUGUUGAUUCACACGGUGGUUGUAAAGGUGGUGAUGAGUCCACUAUCCAACAGGAUGUCGAUAUGAAAUAUGAUAGAUGCAAACAAGGCACGCAGGAGAGCUCUCUUGAAUUGGAGAAGCCGUACAAGUGUUGGCACUGCGGCCAAAGCUUCAGCAGCAGCUCAGAUCUUCUGUCUCAUGAGCGAAACCACGUGGGCGAACAGUUGUAUAGAUGCUCCCACUGUGGAGGAAGUGAGAGGAUCCACAUGGGACAGAGGCCCCACAAAUGUUCUCACUGUGGGAACACCUUUGGCUGCAACCCUCAAGAGGAAACAAAUGGAGGGAAGAAAUUCCAUACUUGUGCAGAAUGUGGGGAAAAGUACAUGCACAGAUCGGGUUUGCUUAAACACCAGGGAGUCCACUGGGGAGAGAAACCUUACAAAUGCUUGACGUGUGGAGAAAACUUUGGAAACUACUCGAAUUUCCGAACUCACUGCCGGACUCACACGGGAGAGAAGCAGUAUAAAUGUUUGCAGUGCGAAAUGUGUUUCAGUAGUAUUGCGUGUUUGAGAGCCCACGAGCGAAUCCACGUGGUGGUUUGCUCCAGCUGUGGGAAAAGCUUCAGAAAUAAGUCUGAGCUUAUUGAACAUGAGAGAACCCACGCCAGGGAGGAUUCAUUUGUGUGUUUCGACUGCGGGAAGGCCUUCAAAUUCAACUCGGAACUGAUGGCUCAUGUGCGGACUCACAAGGAUAAGAAACUAGAGUGCCCUGAUACCAAGAAAACCCUCAUUUGCUUGGAAUGUGGAGAUAACUUUAAACAUGGCUCAGCCUUCAAGACACACCAGAGAGUCCAUAGAGCAGAUGGAGGGUGGAUGGAAGAAAGUGAGGAGGAGAAGAAACCCAUCUUGGAGCAUCCUGAGCAAAUGGAGCUCCCAGUGAUGUUAUUGAAAACAGAUCAAGAACCUGAUGAGAGUCAGUAUAAGCCAGAGAGGCAGAAUGGAGGGGAUGAAGAGGAGAGAGAGUGUCAGUUGGUUUGCCCACAGGUGGUUUGCAAAACCGAAAAUGAACCCAACAUCCAGGAGGUUCAGAAUGUGAAAUAUGAGGAACGUGACGAAAACUUUGGUCUGAGUUUGCACCUCACAAUGCCCAACAGCCCCCAUGAAGAGGAGAAGGAGAAGCCAUAUCAGUGCUGGCAUUGUGGCCAAAGCUUCAGCAGCAGCUCUGACCUUCUGUCUCAUGAAAGAAGCCACGUCGGGGAGAAACUGUACACCUGUUCGAACUGCGGAGAAAGCGAAAGAAUCCACAUGGGCCAGAAGCCACACAGAUGCUCAACUUGCGGGAAUACCUUUGUCUACAACACCCAGCAGGAAAAACAGAGAAGGAAGAAAAUACACGUGUGUCCAAUAUGCGGGAAGGCAUACAUGAAGAUAUCGAGUUUCCUUCAGCACCAGGGGCUCCACAGAGGGGAGAAACCUUAUAAAUGUUCAAAGUGCGCAGAAAACUUUGGGACCUUCUCAAGCCUCAGAGUCCAUCGGAGAACUCACACCAGCGAAAACCAGUACAAAUGUUCGUAUUGCGGGAUGUGUUUCAGCUGCAGCCCGCGCUUGAGAGCCCACGAAAGAACGCACAUGGCGAUGUGUUCCUACUGUGGGAAGAGCUUCAACAAAAAGUCUGAACUUAUCGAACAUGAGAGAACCCACUCAAGAGGAGAUUCAUUAGCCUGUUUUGUCUGCAGGAAAGCCUUUGAAGUCAUUUCAGAGCUGGUUUUCCAUGUGCGGACUCACACGGAUAUGACGCCCAAAUGUUCGGACUCCAGGGAAAUCUUCCAGUGCUCACAGUGUGGCAGUACUUUUAGUCAUGGUGUCAGGCUCACUUCAAAGGACCAGUCUGAACGCAGAUCAAAGAUAGCUGCUCUCAAACACAAUCUUUAUUGAAGAAUACAUGACUUUGGAAAAGUCGAGAAUGACCUAAUGUUUACAUACAUCUAAUUUUAUCACUUCUGAUGCAACGUAAUAUCACACGCAAAUAUCAUCAUCAAACCCCACCUUCGGGAUCACAUUACCACCAUGAUUUCUAUUCCCACACACUACAGCAAUUAUAAUUGUUUACACUUUCAACUCUGAGUUCCCAGGCUCAUUUUAUCUUCUCCCGCCAGGUGCUUGCAGGAUUGUUUAUGUUAUGAAGUCAGAUUCAGGUCUUGGAAAUUCAGCCCUGGGAUCUGGCUCCAUGACAUGGCGCCCUCGUUUUCUUCGUCCUCCUCUUCGGUUCUUCUUUCAUCAUAGUUCUGAAACAAAUCAAACAAUAACUCUAUGUGUCCAUUUUGUCCAAAGUCCCCAUAUACUUUUUCAGUAAGCUGCGAUGGAAUACUGGGUGUAUUUUCCCUAAACUUUUUGGCAAUGCCAACUGGAAAGUCACUUCAUUGAUAACACCUUGUAUUCUGAAUGGUCCAAUAUAUUUGGGGCCCAGUUUUCUCGAAGGUAGCCCCAAUUUGAUGUUUUGGGUACUUAACCACACUAGAUCUCCUUCAUUUAAUUUAUCGCCUUCCACCCUCUUUCUGUCUGCGAACGCUUUAUACUUUUUGUGCGCUUCCUUUAAGGAUGCAGUCACUUGACUCCAGCAUUCUAGCAUUUGCGUUUUCCAUUUCCCUGCCUCUGUUUCCUCAUUUUCUGUCCACCUUGGCAACUGGGGUAAAGGCUGUAUUUCAUACCCGUAAACUACUUCAAAGGGGGUUUUAUUUGUUGCUGAAUGUAUAGUUGAAUUAAAGGCUAGUUCCGCAAAAGCCAACCACCUAGACCAGUCAUUUUGUCUCACGUUAGAGUACAUUCGAAGGAACUGCCCAAGCGUUUGCUGAGUACGUUCUACCGCCCCGUUUGUCAUGGGGUGAAAAGCAGAACUUAGACUCCUUUCUGCUCCUAGCAUUUCCAAGAAUUUUUCCCAAAAUUUUGCUGUGAACUGUACUCCUCUGUCACUAACUACUCUACUGGGACAUCCAUGUAGUUUGUAAAUAUGAUUUAUGUACAAUUCAGCUAGUUUCUCAGCCGAUGGUAGUUUCGUCAGCGCUAUAAAGUGGGCCUGUUUAGAAAACAGGUCUAAUACUGUCCAGAUAUAACGAUGUCCUUUGCUAACCGGCAGUUCUCCCACAAAGUCCAUAGCUACACAUUCCCAAGGUCUGGUAGGUUCCGCUACUGUUUGUAACAAUCCCAUAGGCUUCCCUCCCCCCGAUUUAUUUCUGGCACAAUCAUCACAUUGAACAACAUGAUUCUUUAUGUCCUUCCUCAUUCCUGGCCACCAACAAUGCUUUGCUAUUGCCUUUGUUGUUUUUGUAAUUCCUGUAUGACCAGCGCUCUGGUUGUUGUGGAAACGAUGCAGAAUCUUAAUCCUUAACAUUGCUGGGAUAUACAGUUUCUUGUUUACAAACCAAAAUCCCCCCUUCUGUUCCCCCUUUUCUGCGUUGGAUGCGAUCCAUUGAUCACCUUCAUAAUACUGUUUCAGUUCAUUUCCCCAGUUUUCUUCCCCGCCGAGUUCAACAAAAGCCGUGUCCUCCUUUUGGGUUUGUGCUCUGGUCCUGACGGCUAAGCCCCAUUGUUUGUCAGAGAAUAUUGUCCCCUCUUUUGCUGUGGUUAUGCCUUCGUGUUGAGGCAUGCGUGAAAGAGCAUCUGCCAAGACAUUCUGCUUCCCUUGAAAAAACUUUAAUUGGAAAUCGAAUCUGCUGAAGUAUUGCGCCCAUCUAAUUUGUUUGGGGGACAAUUUUCUAGGAGACUUUAAAUACUGGAGGUUCUUAUGGUCAGACCAAAUUUCAAAUGGGAUUCCGCUUCCUUCGAGGAAGUGUCGCCAGCAUUCUAAGGCUUUUAAUAUGGCUAAUGCCUCUUUUUCCCAUAUUGGCCAACUUUUUUCAGUUUCGCUGAACUUCCGUGACAAAUAUCCACAGGGUUUUAAGUUCCCAUUUUGAUCUUUUUGCAAUAGUACUGCCCCGUACGCACAGUCUGAGGCAUCGCAAUGGAUUAUGAAAGGGCUCCUGAUAUCGGGGUGUUUUAGGAUGGGUCCUUCAGUGAAGCAUUCUUUUAAGGUUUCGAAUGCCUUUUGGCAUUCUGGCGUCCAACUCAGUUUGGCGCCAGGAGCUUUCACUUUUGCUGUUUCCCCUUUCCCUUUUGUUUUUAAAAGUUCUGUAAGGGGUGCGGUUAUUUGCGCGAAGCCUUUUAUGAAGGGUCUGUAAAAAUUUGCAAACCCCAGAAAUGAUUGUAAUUGCCUCCUUGUUUGAGGCACUCCCCAUUCUUUCACAUCUGCUACUUUAGCUGGAUCCAUAGCUAACCCUUCUGGAGAUAUCCGAUACCCCAGAAAGUCAAUUUGAGUUUUAUUAAAUUCACAUUUGGACAGUUUUGCGUACAGCUUUGCUUCUCUUAGUCUCUGCAAAACUUCCCGGACCAAUUUUACGUGCUUUUCCUUAUCUUCAGAUACGAUCAAGAUAUCAUCAAGAAAUAUGAACACCCCUCUGUACAAUAACGGGUGUAAUAUUUCAUUUAUAAGCUGCAUAAAGCAGCCGCCUCCGUUUUUUAACCCGAAAGGCAAAAUUUCAUAUUCAAAAUGGCCGAAUGCGCAGGAAAAUGCAGUUUUCCAAGUAUCCUCCGGUUUGAUCCUUAAUUUAUGAUACGCUUCAAUUAAAUCCAGUUUAGUAAAUAUGCUCCCUUUCUUCAAUACGGUAAUUAAAUCCUUGACUAAGGGCAUAGGGUAUUUAUUGUCCUUAGUAAUUGCGUUUAAAUUUCGAUAAUCAAUGCACAAUCUUAGGGAGUUGUCUUUCUUUCUCCUAAAUAACACUGGGGCCCCGAGAGGAGAAUUGGAUGGCUUAAUGAAGCCUCGCGCCAGGUUUUUAUCAAUGUAUUUCCUCAAUUCCUCCUUCUCCUGCACAGACAUGGGAUACACUUUUGGUUUUGGUAAGUUUGCUCCUGGGGUUAUUUCAAUUUCUACUUCUAUAUUCCUUUUGGGAGGCAAUUUACUGGCCUCUUUCUGAUUGAAAACAUCCACAAAGUCUCUGUAUUCAGGUGGCAAUAGCUGUGGGUCUAUUUCCCCUGCUUCAUCUUCCUCGUCCUCCUCUUCCGCAAUUUUGCUUAUCUCCCAUUGCAUCUGCUGUUCUUUGAAUGCUAGGCUUUUUCCUCUCCAAUCUACUUCAGGAUUUGCCUGUUCGAGCCAUGGUAUCCCUAAUAUUACGUGGUAUGUGGCAAUAGGGGCUAUCACAAAGGAUAUCCUUCCUUCCCAUUUGCCUAUUUUACAUGGGAUUUCCCGUAUUUCCUUUGUAGACACUUCCCCAGCAGCGACUGAUCCAUCUAGCUGCGAAAAUGCAAUUGGGGAGUCAAGCGCCAUCUGCUGGCAUUUCAGCGCUCCUGCUAACUCCGGGGUUAUAAUGUUUCUGGAACACCCACAAUCCACAAAUGCCUUGCAGGUGGCCCGAUUUUCUAGCCCUGAGAGGCAGAUUGGCACUACUAUCAUGCGUUUGUCCCGACUCACCAGUUUUUUUGAAGAUUCUGGGGCCUGCACCUCCUCUUCCGCGCGCCUCCCGGUUGCUGGCUUGGGCUUUGGGGCUUUUGGCGGCUCCCCCUUCCGGGCCCAGCAUUCUGCUGCUCGAUGGCCCGUCUUCCCACAUACAAAGCAUCCCGGUUUAGGUUUGUUGUCGUCUCCUUUGGAGGGAAUCCCCGGCCUCCCUCCGGGUCUUUCCUGCUUCCUCGUUUCUCCUCGACCUCUCGCCACUGGUCUUUGCUGGCCGCUGCCGCUCCUGAAGCGCUUUACUUGGGCCAGGGUGGAUUCGACGCGCCCCGCUAGUUGAAUCCAUCCCUGGAGCGUUUCGGGGUCGUCUCUGUGCGCUGCCCAGCUGAAAAUCUCGGGGCGUAGUCCCUCUUUAAAUAAUUCCACUUUGGUCACUUCAGACCAUUCUGGUACCCUUUCCGCGAGGUGGAGGAAUUCUUCUGCGUACUCGGGUACUGUUUUGUCCCUCUGCUUUAUUCCUUUCAGCUGGUCUCGAGCCCUCAAUUGCUCUAGCCGGUCUCUGAACCGGUUUUCCAGUGCGGCGAGGAAGCGGGGCACUGACCUCAGGCAUGGGUCGCGUCUGGCAUGAAGCUGCACAUACCAGCUGGCUGCUCCUCGCUUUAGUGUGUUGCCGAUGGCUCGAACCCUGCUUGCCUCGGAGGGGAAUGUGUGUGCAUUGUCUUCCAUGUAUCCUCUGAUGCUAAUUAGAAAAAAGUUCAGUUCAUUUGAUUCCCCUCCGUAUUCUAGUUUGAGAUCUUCCCUUCUAGGCAUCCAUUCUGCAGCCCGUUGCUGCUGUCUGGGAGGCAUGGGGAAGGGUUGCAUCAGGUUUCCUCGGGCGGCUCCUUGGAACACGCCGCGCCCCACUCCGGUGGUCAUUCUGCGCGGCUCCCGAAAGUCUGCCGCCGCUGUCGGCUCUUCCGCCCAUCCGCAUACUGGCCUCGCUGUAGCCCCCUCAUCUCGCCUUUCCUCGUCGUACGGCACAUCCUCCUCCUCUUCCUGGAUCCCCCGCUCCUCUCCGCCUUCGUCUGCGAAUCCACUGGACCCGAUCCCUGGCCCCAGUGGCCUUUCCACCCCGACGCCCAUUCGGGGGGUUGGGAGCUCUGUUGGAGAUGGCGGCCUCAGAGUUCCCAGGGCUCGCUGACGCUCCACUUCUCGCGCCAUUCUGUCCCGGAACUGCAGCUCCUGCCAGUAUUCCUCAUCUCCCUCGUCCCUUGCCGCCACGGGACUCUGCGUUGACGCUCGCUGGCCCCUCUGGCUCCAAUCUCCUUUACUUGGUUCUCUCUCGGCGCCAUAUCGGCUGGGCUCCUUUUGGAGAUUCUCUUCCAAUAAUGGCACCAAUCUCCCCACGGUUUCCGACAGCCUGGAUAAAUUAGUUUCCAGGAUGGAUAACCGCAGGGCCACGGUCUCCGGCAUACUUCCUCCAGAUCCCCAACUGGUUUCUGCAGCCGCAGAGACGCCUCUUCCUCCCCUGGGAAUUCUCUGGGUCACGCCGUUCGGCCUGGGGUACCCCGUAGAGGAAGCUAUGGCUUGCAGCGUUUCUUCUCUCUUCGGCCGGGCCCCUUGCAAAGGCCUCUCUGCCUCAUUUGGGCUUUGAUCUCCUUCUUCGCUCAUUAUCACUUCACUGCGAAUUCCGCAGGAGGGUGAGAAAUGGAUUCUCGACUUUAAUGUCAGGCUCACUUCAAAGGACCAGUCUGAACGCAGAUCAAAGAUAGCUGCUCUCAAACACAAUCUUUAUUGAAGAAUACAUGACUUUGGAAAAGUCGAGAAUGACCUAAUGUUUACAUACAUCUAAUUUUAUCACUUCUGAUGCAACGUAAUAUCACACGCAAAUAUCAUCAUCAAACCCCACCUUCGGGAUCACAUUACCACCAUGAUUUCUAUUCCCACACACUACAGCAAUUAUAAUUGUUUACACUUUCAACUCUGAGUUCCCAGGCUCAUUUUAUCUUCUCCCGCCAGGUGCUUGCAGGAUUGUUUAUGUUAUGAAGUCAGAUUCAGGUCUUGGAAAUUCAGCCCUGGGAUCUGGCUCCAUGACACAUGGCUCUGCUCUCAGAGUCCAUCAGAGAAUCCACACAGGGGAGAAGAUAUAGUGGGAAGUGUUUUGUUUGGCCCCGUAACCUAAUGUCAUGUUAAGGAGUCCACUUGUUUAUAUGCUCCUGAUGUGGGAAAGGCUUCAGCUGUCAAUCUGACCUUGUUGAACAGGAGAGGACCUGUGUGAGAACUUUUGGCAUCUCUUCAGAACUGUUAAUUCGUAUGAAAACUCACAUGGUACAACUGUUUGAAUGCUUGGACUGAUGUGGGAAAAAACUCUUCAGGAAAAAGAAUGCAACUAAUUAUGCAUCAGGCGAGAAGUGGCACAUCUAAACCUGUUAGUAGGAAAGGCUUUCAUCAGAGGCAGAGCUCUUCAAAAGAAAAAUGGUUUCGAAGACAUAGAUGUUUUGAAAGGUCCCUGACAUUAAAUCUUGCAAGAGAUCCAGGAGAUGGAAGAGAGAUGAUAAAACUGCUCCUGCUGUAACAAAAAGUUUCAACUUAAUAUCUUGCAAUAGUGAAUUCUCAAAGAAGAGGAAUUGGUCAGACUAUGAGGAAACACUAAUUGUUACAUGGGAUGCCCCUAAAUCACUCUCCUAGACUACACUGAGGUAGCAAGGAAUGUGGUGCUGGUUUGAAUUUGAUCACAUUAUUUUUAGAAAAACAACAGGAUUAUUCAUGUCUUGGAUCUUAUGUUUUUAUAAAAUGCCAACAUUGGCAGUGCUGGGUUUUCAGCACAGGUAGGUCCAGGUUAUUAAAUAUGAUAUAUACAUACAAGUUUCCACUCAUA